AUGCGGGGUGAACCUCUACGCUCCUUCUGCGCCACAAGCGCACGCAGCCAGGCCAAGCGAAAAGCGCCCAAAUACACUUACGAAGAUUUUAAGAUGGAGAAUGCAAUUUUCUUCAACUCUUAUGCAAACAUGAAGGGCAUAUACAAUAACCGACUGAGUAGCAGCAACCCUUUCGAUGCGUUUGAUGUGAUGGACUUGCCUGGUGUUAUGGACGUGAUUGAUGUGCCUGAUGUGAUGAAUCUGCCCGAUGUGCCUCAUCAUGACAGUCAGGAUAGGUGCUCGCCGAGCUGUUCCAAGCGAAGAGGGGUAAGUGCUUCCACGUGCAGAGAUGACAGGGAAGAAUUAGAACAGCACGCGGAUGAAUGCACGUCGCCAUCGGUUGAGUCCAACCCAGAGACAGCUUACCCAGAGAGAGCUUACCCAGAGACAACCUAUCCAGCACCCCCUCUGAUGGAGGAAGAGUCCGCUUCACUCCCGCGUUACACAAGUCGAUACAGCAGCCCCUGUCUCUACUCCACCAACCAAAAGGUGCAUGGCACAUGCUUCACCAGAGAGCAUACAAAAUGUAGUAUUCGAAAAAGGAGGACCCUGCCAGAAUGCAGGACGUUUAAGAGGAAUAGAAGGUACACAAAUUACUACGCGCGUGUGCAGAGGAAGAGGCGUAACAGUGUGUUCCUUAAAAGGAAAAGGAAGGAUGCAGUGCGAGAGGGUGCUCUCACAGGGGAGCUGAACAAAAGGGACAUCACAUUGUUUGCAGGCCAUCCGUUGAAGCACGUGGGAACAUUUGAAAACGUCUCAGCUUCUAUCCAUGGGUAUGCCGAAGCAGGAAGUGUACACAUGGUCUUCCACCCUGAGGAGGCACACCUGGAGACGGUACUCUCAUCAGAGGAUACACUCGAGAAACCAAAAAGGGAGAAGUACCUCGCGUACAUCUCCCAUUCGAUAAAAAGACAAGAGAGAAAAGUGAGGUGCUUCGAAAAAAAUGCAGAUAGGAUGCUCGAUCUGGUGGAACUUCUUCUUUACAACAGAAUGAAGGAGGCUUUUUUUCUAAAGGAGAGGAUCUGCGACAGAGACAAAUAUAAGGAACUCUGUCCUGACGUCUUCUUCUUCGACAACGAUGACAACCUGAUCGAAACGAUGGACCGCCACUGCCGAUUCCUGCCCAAGGUACCCGCUAAGGAAAAUCUCACCAUCUACCUCGGCCCCUCCCCCUACAGCAUCUUCGGAGAGCAUUACUCCACGUACAAAUAUUUCUUCAAACUUGUGAAAGUAAACAUAAAGCAUUACAGAUGGCCUGACCCCUACGACGCAGCCAACACUGUACAGAAUAGAAGUUUGAAAAUGGUGAACUGCUCUGAUCUGCUAUACAGUUACAAAAAUGGACUAGAUUAUCCAUGUGAGACUGACAUACGAAGGGCCACCAAAGUGGACAACGCGGGGAAGAUGAAGAAGAGAAACAAAUCUUUAUUCCCUUUCCUCCAGCCCGCUUCUACGGAAGAGGACAAGAGGGAAAUGCAAAACAGGGAAUACAUCAGUGUGAACAGAAUUCCCCCCGAUUUAAUUCACCUUUUAAAUUACAGGAAUGUGACACUGUGGUGA
This is a messenger RNA of Plasmodium inui San Antonio 1, 1599 nucleotides long. RefSeq lists its product as hypothetical. The transcript is spliced from 2 exons. NCBI's taxonomy places the organism in Eukaryota, Apicomplexa, Aconoidasida, Haemosporida, Plasmodiidae. The record is from RefSeq and is a predicted model, not a curated record. Bases 1 to 1599 code for a protein of 532 amino acids.